AUUUCAGGAAAUCUAUGCCUGAUCUGGUUUCUGAAUAAAUAUUGAACACAGUGGACUGCCAGAUUCCAUAAUGGUGUUCAUUGUAUUAAAAAGUGGUGUCUGGUCACUGUUGACUGUCAUCUCUUUAAUAAUGUGUUUCAUAUCCACAACUGCUACUGAACCAAGAGCAGCCGUUAGUCCAGUUUUUAACUGUGAGCUUAAUAAUGGAACAUACAUCUGCACUGGUGCUCAGUAUCACAUGUACUGCAACACAGGAAUGCAUCAUUUCAGCUACCAGAGAUACCAAAACCAAAACCAAUACCAGUGCAUAAGUAAUGACUGUAUCUGUGUUAGUAAUAAUGACACAUGUACAUGCUACUUUAAUACUUCAUCGUGCUACUGUGAUAUAUUUAGCAAUAACAUCACUGCCCCUACAGCAGUUAGGCCAGUCUAUGAAUGUGUGCAUUAUAAUGACCUGUACAUCUGCAAUGGUGCUCAGUAUCACAUGUACUGCAACACAAGUGUACAUGAUUUCUAUUACAGUAGAUACUAUUACCAAUGUAUGAAUGGUAACUGUUACUGCAUUGGUGAUAAGGACACCUGUACGUGCUACAGCAGCACUUUGUCCACCUGCUUCUGUACAAGCAGUACCACUAUUUCUGCAGCAGUUAGUCCGGUCUUUGACUGUGUGCUUUAUAACGACACUUACAUCUGCACUGGUGCUCAGUAUCGCAUGUUUUGCAACAGGAGAAUUAAUUAUUUCAACUACCAGAGAUAUAGAAACGAAAACAAUUACCAGUCCCUUUGCAUUAGUAAUAACUGUUACUGCAUUGGUAAUAAGGACACCUGUACAUGUUACAGUAGCACUUUGUCCUCCUGCUUCUGUGAGAAUUACGGCAAUAUCAUUGCCAUUCCUGCAGCAGUUAGUCCAGUCACAUACCCUGACUGUGUGCUUUAUAAUGACAAAUACAUCUGCACUGGUGCUCAAUAUCGCAUGCACUGCAACACAAGAAUGCAUGAUUUCUUCUUCCAGAGUUAUCAGUACAAAUACCAAUACCAGUGUGUGAAUAAUAACUGUAACUGCAUUGGUAAUACGGACACCUGUACAUGCUCUAGUAGUACUUUGUCCUCCUGUUUUUGUGAGACUUAUGGCAAUAGCAUUGCUACCACUGUAGCAGUUAGUCCAGUCUAUGACUGUGUGCUUUAUAAUGACACAUCAUACAUCUGCACCGGUGCUCAGUACCAAAUGUACUGCAACACAAGAAUGCAUGAGUUUAACUACCAGAGAAAUAGAUACCAAAACCAAUAUCAGUUCCAAUGUUGGAAUAAUAACUGUAACUGCUUUGGUAAUAAGGACACCUGUACAUGUUACAGCAGCACAUUUUCCUCCUGCUUCUGCAAGACUUAUGGCAAUAUCAUUGCUCUCACUGCAGGAGUUAGUCCAGCUUAUGGCUGUGAGUUAUAUAAUGGCAUAUACAUCUGCACUGGUGUUCAAUACCGCAUGUACUGCAACACAACAGUGCAUGAUUUCUACCAUCAGAGAUAUCAGAACCAAUACCAGUAUCAAUGUGUGAGUAAUAAUUGUUACUGCAUUGGUAAUAAGGACACCUGUGCAUGCUACAGCAGCACUUUGUCCACCUGCUUCUGUGAGACCUACAGCAAUAACAUCACCAUCCCUACAGCAGUUAGUCCACUGAGAGUCUCUCAAUGUGUGCUUUUUAAUGACACAUACAUCUGCACUGGUGCUCAGUAUCGCUUGUUUUGUAACACAAGAAUGCAUGAUUUCUACUAUCAGAGUUAUAGAUACCGAAACCAAGACCAGUACCAGUGUGUGAAUAAUAACUGUUACUGCAUUGGUAAUGAGGACACUUGUACGUGCUCUAGCAGCACUUUUUCCUCCUGCUUCUGUGAGUCUUAUGGCAAUAGCAUUGCUCUCACUAAAGCAGUUAGUCCAGCUUAUGGUUGUGUGCGUUAUAAUGACACAUCAUACAUCUGCACUGGUACUCAGUAUCAAAUGUACUGCAACACAAGUGUACAUGAUUUCCAUUACGAUAGAUACCAUUACCACUGUUUAAAUAAUAACUGUAACUGCAUUGGUAAUAAGGACACUUGUGCGUGCUCUAGUAGCACAUUGUCCUCCUGUUUCUGUAAGGCAUAUGGAAAUAUCAUUGCUCUAACUACAGCAGUUAGUCCAGUCUAUGACUGUGUGCUUUAUAAUGACACAUACAUCUGCACUGGUGCUCAGUAUAAAAUGUACUGCAACACAAGUGUACAUGAUUUCCAUUACAGUAGAUACUAUUACCUAUGUACGAAUGGUAACUGUUACUGCUUUGGUAAUAAGGACACCUGUUCAUGCUCUAGUAAUACUGCAUCCUCCUGCUUCUGCACAAAUCACAGCAGUAGCAUCACUGUCCCUGCAGCAGUUAGUCCGAUAUAUGACUGUGGGGAUUAUAACGACACCUACGUAUGCACUGGUGCUCAGUUUCGCAUGUUCUGCAACACAGCAAUGCAUUUCUACUAUUGGCGAUACAGAAACCAAAACCAAUAUAAUUAUGUAUGCUGGGGUUAUAACGGUUACUGUUUUGCUAAUAAGGACACCUGUAGAUGCUACGGCAGCACUUUAUCCUCCUGCUUCUGUGAGCCUAACAUCUCCAUCCCAACCACAAUCAGUCCAACUACUGCAGGUGCGCAUGUUUCUAGACUGGAAUUUUGUGUUUGAUAUCCCUAUGUUUAUGAUGUAUUGAGGAAUUCCUUUAUUUCAGGUGUAAUUAUCACACUGCAGGAUCAAUACGUGAGUCAGACCUCCAGAGAAUAUCUUCGAAAUCUUAUUGAGCAGAUAGAGUACAUUACAGCUCAAGAGCUGCCUUUGUAUACUGUGAUGAGCAUGUUGACGUUGGUAUUCAACACUUCAGAGAAGAUUUUAGAGUCAUCUUCAUCAGAAAACUCAACUGAACUAGCCUUGAUUGGAAACAUUGUGUUAAAAACCAGUGAGAAACUCAUCUCUACAUUAGUGAAGCCGACAGACACAAAUGCCAGUGUCAGUUUUACUCUGGCUGCUGUAGAGGGUCAAGUCUUCAUGGUUGGACCACAGGUCACCUUACAUAAAAUGCCUCGACUUGACACAACAAAUUCUUCUGUGGACAUCGAUCUCAUAGGGAUGUCCAAGAACAACAAUGAAAGAUCAGCUGCUGUGGCUUUCAUGAGCUAUGUCACGAUGGAGAAUCUACUGAAGCCAGACUUCUUCAACACAUCAAAUGACAAAAUUAAAUCCAUGAUGUCCACUGUGAUCUCAGCUACUCUUCCCAAAACCACCAACACUAAACUCACCAAACCAGUCAACUUCACAUUCAGACACAUCAGAGAGUUUGAUCCCAACGGUUCUCUGUCCUGUGUGUACUGGAAUAUCAGCGAGUGGAUUGGAGAUGGUUGUUCUGUUUUAGAGUCCAACAACAGCUACACUGUGUGUUCCUGUGAUCAUCUGUCCACAUUCGCUCUCAUCAUGCAAACCAGCCGCCCACCAGAGAGUCAAACCCCUGGAGAUUGUUUUCAAAAUAUUUUUGAGCAGAUCGAAAACAUCACAGAUCAAGAGCUUCCUUUAAAUACUGUGACAAACAUUUUGACUGUGGCCUUCAACGCUUCAGAGAAGAUUGUAGAGUCAUCAUCAUCAGCAAGCCGAGCUGAACUAGCCUCUUAUGGAAACCGUGUGUUAAAAAUUAGUGAGAAGCUCAUUUCUACAUUAGUGAAGUCGACAGAGACAAGUGCCAGUGUCAAUUUUACUCUUCCUGCUGUAGAGGGUCAAGUCUUUAUGGUUGGACCACAGGUCACCUUAAAUAAAAUCCCUCGACUUGCAAUGACAAAUUCUUCUGUGGACAUCGAUCUCAUUGGGAUAUCCAAGAACAACAAUGGAAGAACAGCUGCUGUGGCUUUCAUGAGCUACGUCACGAUGGAGAAUCUACUGAAGCCAGACUUCUUCAACACAUCAAAUGACACGAUUAAAACCAUGAUGUCCACUGUGAUCUCAGUUACUCUUCCCAAAACCACCAACACUAAGCUCACCAAACCAGUCAACUUCACCUUCAGAAACAUCAGAGAGUUUGAUCCCAACGGUUCUCUGUCCUGUGUGUACUGGAAUAUCAGCGAGUGGAUUGGAGAUGGUUGUUCUGUUUUAAAGACCAACAACAGCUACACUGUGUGUUCCUGUGAUCAUCUGUCCACAUUCGCUCUCAUCAUGCAAACCAGCCGCCCACCAGAGAGUGACUCACUGCUGGAUCUGUUGAAUUUGGUGUGUGUGAUCGUGGGGCUGGUAUUCUUCAGUUUGGCCCUGUUGACCUUUGCCUUUUGUCAGUGGAGCCCUUUAGUGAAUAAUGUGGCUCGAAUCAACAUCUGCAUCAGUCUUCUGCUGGCUCACCUUCUGUUCCUACUCACACAGCCGUUCCUGAGCCUCAUACGGCCUCAGCAGGUGUUGUGUGCAGUGAUCUCAGGCCUUCUGCACUUCCUUUUUCUCUCCGGCUUUGUGUGGAUGUUCAUUGAAGCUGUGCUGCUCUUCAUCUGUGUGAAGAACCUAUCAAAGAUCAGCUCUAAAAAGAGGAUGGUGCUUAGCACUGGAUUCCUUUGUGUGAUUGGAUAUGUGGUUGCUCUGGUUGUGGUGUGUGUGUCUGUCGGUCUGGUUCCUGAAGGCUACGGCAGCAAAGACUGCUGGAUUAAAAUCGAUAAAGGCUUCAUCUGGAGUUUUCUUGGUCCUGUUUGUGUCAUACUAGCAUCAAACACGAUUCUCUUCAUCAACAUUGUCAUCAGUCUGAACUCAGCUCUCAAAAGUCUCAAUGCUGAAGUUUCACAGAUUAAGCAAACCAAGAUUAUGGUGUUUAAAACACUGGCUCAGUUUGUGGUUCUUGGUUGCCCCUGGAUUAUGGGUUUCUUCUCUAAUAACAGUAAAGUGCUGGAGAUCCUCUUUCUGAUUUUGAACUCCCAGCAGGGAACCUUCAUCUUCCUGAUCUACUGUGUCCUCAAUAAUAAGGUCAGGGAGCAGUACAGAAAGUUCUUCAGAUGUCUUUGCUCAAACAACACAGAGGACCACAGCGUCACGUUCAGAGUAAUAACCACUGAAUAAGUAAUAAGUAAUAAAUUCUGCUCAAGUGCCAUUAAUAUACAGCUGAUUUUAUGUAACAAAAUCUAUGUUUUUGUAUGCUAAAUGUUAUAGUCUCAGAUCAUUUCUGCAAAUGAAAGAAAAACAUGUUAUUCUACAUUGUUUUAUUUUAUAGCUUCUUUAUUUAUUUAUUUUAAUUUUUAAAAUUAUUAUUAGGCUAUUAUUAUUAUUGGUGGAGGGUAAAAAGCACAUUAGUUCAAUCCUCAAAACAAUCACAUUUGAAAACUCCAGAAAACUAUUUCAUGUGCGCAUGAUAAAGGGAAAUAAAUUACAUGUAUGGAAACAUACAGUUGUGUGGGAGCAACAAUUUAUAACUUCAAUUAAACAUAGUUACAUCUUUGUUUUUUUGAGCUCAAAAAGCUCCAAACUAAUGAAAGUUUCUUCUAUAAAGGCCCAUUUUACAGUAAAUUAAUAUUGUGCUGUAAUAUAUACAGUAUAAAUAGCAAAAUGUAUUUUCAGGAAUGAGGGACACAUGUUGCAUUGAUAUUGUGAAUUUACACAAUUUAAAACUAAACUAUAAAAAUAAGAAAAUAAACAGCUAA
This is a messenger RNA of Carassius carassius (crucian carp), 5664 nucleotides long. Its product is annotated as adhesion G protein-coupled receptor E3-like. Gene Ontology annotation, cellular component: membrane. The transcript is spliced from 19 exons. Gene Ontology annotation, molecular function: G protein-coupled receptor activity. The record is from RefSeq and is a predicted model, not a curated record. The coding region runs from base 2858 to 5086 and encodes 742 amino acids. NCBI's taxonomy places the organism in Eukaryota, Metazoa, Chordata, Actinopteri, Cypriniformes, Cyprinidae. Gene Ontology annotation, biological process: adenylate cyclase-activating G protein-coupled receptor signaling pathway; cell surface receptor signaling pathway.